ACUAGAAGAACGCCUAAACGGCAACAACAAACAUGGCGGCGGCUCCGCUCAGCUUCAUCUUGGAGAGGUGCUGGACGGAGGAGAAGGAGACGACGCUCAUUGCGUUUUUCUCCAAGAACAGCUUCCUGUGGAACCACAAGUCCGAAGGCUACAAGAACCGGGAGCUGCGAUGGAAAACGCUGGAGCGGCUCAGGGUCCAGCUCUCCUCCCAGCCUCCGCCGGUUCCUUUCACAGUGGAAGACAUCAAGAACAAGUUCAAGAACCUGCGUACGACCUUUCAGCGUCAGUACAAGAUGGUCCAAGCGAGCGGCGAGGGCCUCUUCAUCCCACAGUGGAAGCACUACCAGCAGCUGAUGUUCCUGCAGGCCUGCUGCAGUCAGGAGGACCCGGCCAACAACACGCCCCCUAUGGUUCCUAAGGAGGAGAACCAGUUCCCGCUCACCUCCCCUGGACUCCUCUCCUUCCUCCCCUCCCCGUCCUCCUCUUCAUCCUCCGGCUUUGUUGGGAGGUGUUUCUGGACAGAAGAAAAGGAACGGGAGCUGAUAUCCUUCUAUGCAGAACAUGGCUGCCUGUGGAACCAGAAGUCUGAGAAUCACAACAACCGUCAACUCAGACAGAACCUCUUGGAGUCGCUAAGGAAGCAGCUCUCAGACCAGCUGGUGUCUUUUUCUGUGGACGACAUAAAAUCCAAAUUCAAGAACCUUCGAACCGUUUUUAACCGGGAGUACAAGGCCGUCCAGGCCAACAGAGCCUCCGACAAACCCCACGUGUCCAAGUGGAAGCACUACCACCAGAUGCUCUUCCUCUGCGAGUCCUUCAAAGAAGACGAGUCUGCUGACGACCUGCAGAUAGUGAUGGUGCAGGAGGGAAGGGACCCGGAGCGUCCGGAUCACGGGAGCCAGACUUUAUCCACCGGCUCCUUCAGAACCAGCAGCGCUGCAGAUCACAGUGAAAAUAAAAGCAUCACCUGCUCAGCGUACCAAGUUCUCCUGGCUGCAGCUCCAGACCAGUUCAAACCAGUAGAUCACAAAGCUGCUCCCACCGUCCUCAGCUCACCGGACAGGAAGACCUGCAGGACCUGGGUCCAGGCCGGAGACAGGAUGACCUCAGAGCCUCGGUGCCUCUGGAGCGAAGCCAAAGUUCAGCAGCUCAUCUCCUUUUAUGCAGAGCACAGCUGUCUGUGGAACCACCGCUUGGACAGCUACAGGAACCGUCUGCUGAGACAGAGCCUGCUGGAGACGCUGAGCGGCCUGCUGUCUGAGGACGAGGCCGUCCCCUUCACAGUGGACGACAUCAAGACCAAGUUCAGGAACUUACGGACCAUCUUCCAGCGGGAGCACAAGGCGGUGAGCUCCAACAGAACCUGUGGCUCAGAGGACUUCUACCUCCCAAAGUGGAAGCAUUACCUGGACCUGAUGUUCCUCUGUGACUCUGAAGAGGAAGAGGAGCAGCCUUCGUCUCCACCCGCACACCCCUCCUACACAGCUGCCUCUACCCAGAGCCCGGAAGUCCCGCCCUCCCCGACUCCCCCAGACUCACGGCUCUCCUCCCCCUCUUCCUCCUCCUCCACGUCUUCGUCCCGCAGCAGGAUGUCCAGCCGAAAGCGAGAGCGCCGGCGAGCGUCGGCCUCCGGCGGUGAGCUGAUGGAGCUGAUGAGGAGCGUCUGCCAGAACCGGACCCAGUCGCCACACGCCGGCUUCCUGAAGUAUGUGGAGGAGUGUCUGAAAGAGGCGCCACCGGACAAAGUGAAGAAGCUGAAGAAGAUGAUCAUCGAGACGAUCCACAGGGUGGAGGAAAACGGUUAGAGAUCCCAGGUCUACGUUCCAGCGCCGGGGGACUCGCCUUUGCUGCUGUCCCUGCGCUGCAGCAGAACAUGGAGAGGACAAGCAGCUCCAAGUCGCUUCCGGACUCCGAGUCUCCUAGAGAUGACGGUGGAGGUCUGACCUUCCAGGUUUGGUUUCCUCUGUCGAAGUUCUCCUUCCGCUGCUCCAACAGAGUCCAGACUGGGAUCAAAUCUGGGAAAUCCGACCAGAACGUUUUUCUUGUGGCGUUCCGGUUGAUCCAGGGCGGCCGACUGAAGAUCCAUGUCGGUUUCUACCUGCUUCUGUCUGGUUUGUUCCUGCAGGUGAAGCCGUUUAGUCAGAUGGAGCGACUGGCACCGGGUGUCAUUCCGUCGGGUCACGCUCAGACUGUCCCACCUGAAACAGGCUGGACCAAUCACAGCGCGGGACGAUCAACCGAAGGAGAACAGGAAGAGAAAAGCUGAACCUAAAUCAGUUUUAACCACAGCAGUUCUUUUAAAAUCAUUUUUUAAAUCUCCUCUUUUUUGAUGGAAAACUUACAGAUUGCUGGAAAGUUCAGAAAAGCAGAGGUUUAGUUUAAAGACCUGUUCUAUCUGUAGGGGGAAAAAAACAUGGUGCUUUAUUUUUCUACAAAGUAUAAAUCCUUUUUUCUUCCCUUUGACAUAUUUUCAGGAAAUAAAAUAGUUGCAUAACGAUUUAAAAUACAUAAAAAUGUUUGCCUAAAAAUGUUUUAUUUGAAAAUCAUGUUAUUCUGUUUGUAUUAUUUAAAUACAGAUUCUUUAAUGACAUAUUUAAUGACUUUUAUAAGGUUUUGUUUUAAUCUGAUACUGGUGCCAUAUCAGAAUCACCUUAUUAAAUAUAAGAUGUAUGAAA
Molecule: messenger RNA, 2675 nt
Organism: Cyprinodon tularosa
Lineage: Eukaryota; Metazoa; Chordata; Actinopteri; Cyprinodontiformes; Cyprinodontidae
Exons: 7
Coding region: 33-1805 (590 amino acids)
Source: RefSeq, a predicted model, not a curated record